Messenger RNA from Striga hermonthica, 699 nucleotides. Lineage: Eukaryota; Viridiplantae; Streptophyta; Magnoliopsida; Lamiales; Orobanchaceae. The record is from the annotation of a GenBank genome assembly.
AUGGUGGAAAGAUUUUUCCACUCGCGCAGUAAAGCUUCCCAAAUUCCGGCUGAAUCCAGCAAGAUAUCCCUUGUCUCCGGCCCGCUUUCAUCUGGUAAGACCUCGUUGCUUUUCCAAUUUGCGCUCAACUCGACGGCGGGAAACGUCGGUGAGGUGGUUUUCUUGUGCAGCAGGCUCCGGCUGGAACAAAAUCCUCCUUUCCUCUCGCAGGGUGUUGAUCCAUCUUCGGAGAUAUUUGGACGGGUUCAAAUGAAGUAUGUGGAUGAUUAUGAAGGGAUCAAGAAGUUUUUUGCUGCAUUCCACUUGCUGGAUACAUUCCCUGUUUCAGUUAUUAUCGAUGAUUUUGCUGAUUUUUUCGAUGAAAGAAAAUGCCAAGAAAGAUACAAGAAUCCAAGAGGAAGAGACUUAGCCAUGGUGCGAGUCUUGUCGCUUUGCCGGAAUGCAAUUGAUCAUGCCAAUAAAAAGGGUUGUUGCGAAGUUGUACUGUCAGACACUCACAAGGGCGAAAUCCCGAGGCUUCUCUAUAUCUACAAGAAGUGGGUUCACUGCAUUUACACUGUUAAAGGUGAUGGUUCUGGAUCAUUUAUCCUUCAAAAGCUCUAUCCAGACACUGCAAAUUCCAAGAGAAAAUUCGCCAAGUACUCCAUUGCACUACAACGUCUUGAACUAGAGGAUCUUGUUGAAGGAGUUGAAUGUUAA